AUGGAUUUAAGCAAAGCACGUGGUUGCAACUUCUAUCCCGUGGGGGAAUACUUGAAGUUCGUUAGGAUACCAGAGAACUUAGAGGUCGGAGAAGAAGUGUUACAAGUGGAAGUCCACCCAAGGAAGAACCUAGUGCUGCAACCAGUAGACAGGGAGGAGGACGUCCACUUAUUUACGUACAGAGACGUAAAUAGAACACACGUGUCGGUGGUGCUGGCACAAAGUGUGGACCACUUGGUCGACAGCGACUCACCGCAAAAUGUCGUCAAGUUUCGCCUUGGAUGCGAUUUUGACACUGGCGACGAUCUUAUAUCGGCUUUCUUGUCGGUGACCGUGUACAUCGAGGAUGUAAACGAUAAUGCGCCAACGUUCCUGGACCUUCCCUACAGGGUUACGGUGGAUGAGCUGACACCCACAGGUCUUACAAUUUUCAAAGGCAUCCGCGCUUUCGAUCGGGACAAACCUAACACCCCCAACUCGGACGUCCAAUACAGCAUCACUGACGGCGAUCCCGAAGGACGGUUCGCCCUGGAGAGCUCCCACAAGCCGGCGCUGGUGUUGGCCAAGCCGAUCGACUACGACGCGGGCGACAGAGAAUUUUUUUUGACUAUUACAGCCUCUGAUCGUGGAUCUCCACCUCGCGCAUCCAACGCUACGGUGCACGUCAUUGUAGCGGACAAUGAUGACCUGCCUCCCAAGUUUACGCAAGACGUCUACAGGACAAGUAUACCCGAGUUCUAUCCGCUGCUGGGGCGGCGCGUGCACCGCGAGCUGGUGUUCCCGGCGGCGGUGCGCGCGUUCGACCGCGACGCGGGGCUCGGCGCGCCGCUGCGCUACCAGCUGCUCGCCGGCAACGAGCGCGGCUACUUCUCGCUCGGACCACUCAACGCCACGCUCUUCCUUGAUAAGGAGAUCGAUCUGGAAGCGGAGACGUUGCCCGGGAACACCUUCGUCCUUCAAAUCGAAGCAGCGCAAGUCGACAAUCCUCUCAAGACCGCUCAAGCACGUAUUGAAGUGGAGAUCCUGGACCUAAACGACAAUUUGCCGGAGUUCGAAGUGGAUUUCUAUAACAUAAGUAUCGUCGAAAAUUUACCCAACGGUUUCAGCGUUCUCCAGGUGGUGGCAACGGAUAAAGAUCAAGGAGACAACGGAGAGUUCACGUACCAGCUCAGCGAUCCAGAGGGAGCGUUCUCCAUUGAUCCACGGAGUGGCUGGCUUACUGUUAGGAAUCAGACAGUUUUAGACAGAGAGCAGCACUCUUCACUAAGGAUGAAAGUGUACGCAAAGGAAAAGAACCCGAGCUACUUCGAAGAUGAUCAUCAGCUAAUGUCAUUUGUGACAGUUGAAGUGACGUUACUCGACGCAAACGAUAACAACCCGGUUUUUGUUCCGAGCAACCUCUACGAAUUUACCGUAAAGUCGAAUGCGAAAAUCGGUACACACAUCGGUAAUGUGAAGGCUGUGGAUCCAGAUUUAGGGAGGAACGGGAUAGUGUUUUACGAUUUGCAGAGGACUAGUAAUUUGACAAUUACUGCACCGUUUCAAGUGGAUGCGAAAACCGGUGUGAUUACUUCGGCAGAAUCACCGAUAUUGGAGGGAAGGCAUGCUCUGUUUAUAGAAGCGUCCGAUCAACCAGCAAAUCCGAGCGAGAGGAGAUAUUCAUUGGCUGUGGUAACGAUAGAUGUUACCAGAUCAAAUAUUGAUAAACCAGAUUUCAUCGGGGCGCCGUAUGAGUUUUGGGUUGGUUCAAAUGUUGGUAUUGGAACUAGUGUUGGACAAAUUAGAGUCAAUGAAGCCAUGGAGAAAUCUGAAGUUUCAUAUGAUCUCCUGCAUGGAUAUGAAGAAGGAGUGCCGUUCGCAGUGGAGGAGCGCUCUGGAGUCAUCACAGUGAUACACGAGCUAUCCGAAUUCGAUCGUCCCAUGUACGAGUUUGAAGCGGUUGCCAUACAAGACAGGAUCAACUUGACUAUAUCCACAAACGCGACGGUACACGUUGUGGACGCCAACGACGAGAGAGGCAUUUUGUUGAAGGGUACCCAAUCGCCAAUCGUAUUUCGUGUUAAAGAAAAUGUGGCAGGAGCUAUAAUUGGACAAAUAUUCAACGUCAAUAAAAGUGCGUCUUCAAUAAACAACACUGGAAAUAUUAGAUUCAUAAUUGCGAAUCAACAAGAUGUCACAGAUGAUAUUGCAAUUGGCCAAGAUGGGACUAUUUAUACUCAGAAACCUCUUGAUCGAGAAAAGAGAGACGCUUAUAGAAUGACAGUAAUCGCUGAAUUUAACAGGGGAAUCAUAUCUGGCGCAGGAAUUUAUCAAGUCAAUAUUUAUGUAGAUGAUGAAAAUGAUAACCCACCGAUAUUCGAUAUGCCCGUUUAUGAAGGUGUCAUAACGGAAAAUGCAAAGAAAGGCACGGAAGUAAAAAUGACUAAUAAAAUUAGAGCGCUUGACGCCGAUAUUGGUCACAACGCAGUUUUUUCCUAUACUCUGUUUGGAGAUGGUCACGAUUUAUUUCAUGUGAAUGAAGACAGUGGACUAGUAACUUAUAUUGGUAAUAAAUUGGAUCGAGAAGAAAAAGGUUUGUACAUAUUAAAAGUAGUGGCUAGAGACAAAGGAAGUCUGAAAUCAGAGGCAAAACUUACAAUAACAGUUCUUGAUGAAAAUGAUAAUGAGCCAAAGUAUCAUCAAAUUAUUAUACCAUUGGGAGAGAAUGUUGAUUUGUUAGAGAAAGAUGACAAAACUGAUGUAAAAAUAUACAGAGAAAGGCAAAACGAUGUAAAUAGUGGAGUAACAAACAUAGAAGUUAAACCAAAGAAUAAGUUUUUAACCACAAACGCAAAGGGCCCGUUGUUUACGGUUCCAGAAAAUGUUGCAAUUGGAUCGACAAUAUUAAAAUUAAAUGCGAUAGACAUGGACAGUGGUGCAAAUGGUCAAAUACGUUACGAAUUUGUUUCAGAAACAUUUAUGCCUCAAAGGUCCUUGUCUGGGAACGCAUUACAAGUUAAAAGAUUUUUUGUGAUAAACGAGAGGCAUGGACAUGUUGUCGUAGCUAGAACUUUACCUCCGGAAUCAGAAUUUAGAUUGAAUGUUUCUGCUAUAGAUGGAGGAGAAUUGAGUGAUCAUAUUACCAUAAGAGUACUUGUCAAGGACAUCAAUGACCAUUUCCCUAUGUUUAAGAAAUCUUGGUACAAUUUUAAUGUAGAAGAAGCUCAAUAUAGUAGACGAGUGUUGGGCAAAGUUGACGCAACAGAUGCCGAUUUCGGCCAAAACGCUAACUUAACGUACUUUUUACAGCCUGAUAGUAAAGACUUGCCAUUUGAAAUUUCGCCCCUGAGUGGGGUUUUAAGUAUAAAUGGGGAACUAGAUAGGGAGAAAGAGGAUAAAUAUACCCUUACAGUAGUUGCUAGGGAUAAUGGUUUCGAAAAGAAAUUGACCUCAUCAGUCAGUGUAGAAAUACAAGUACUAGACAUAAAUGAUAACUCGCCUAAGUUCUACGCUUUUGAUGAACUCUUAGAAUGGAAACAUCCAGAAGCAUAUAAUUUAUCGAAUCAUAACUUCGAAUCGGUCAUGAUGAUCCCUGUGUAUAAGGCAACAUUGAAAGAAAACGCUCCUGUUGGAAGUGUGGUUACGCAGGUAUACGCAAAUGACUCCGAUUUUAUUGGAAAUGGGAACGGAUUAAUACUUUACAGUCUACCGCAAAGGAGGAACCAAAUGAAUAUUUUCACAAUCGAUUCUAAAGAAGGUAUAAUCACAACCACAGGACGAUUGGACUAUGAAAGUCAGUCUGUGCAUAAUGUUACCGUAAUUGCUUCAGACUUAGGCUCUCCAAGUUUAAGUUCAACCGCUAUAGUUAUGUUAACAGUUCAAGAUGUUCCCGAUGAGAUAGAAAUGUCAGACAAACCUGUUUUUAUAUCACGGUACUAUGAAUUGGAAAUUGAAGAAAACGUCCCAACUCCCGUAGAACUCGUCACCUUAAAUUUGACGGAAUACUAUGAGAAUUACAAAAUGAGAUAUUUCAUUCUGAACGAAAACGACACCGAUAUUAAGAAGACAUUUGUGAUUGAUCCACGUAACGGAACUUUGUAUCUAGUACGGAGUCCAGAUAGAGAAAUAAGAGAUAUGUAUGAGAUAAUAGUUAGAGCCGAAAGACAAAAGAUUAGUAGAGAGAUGCCGCAUAUGAUUUAUCCUGUUUCCGAUGACGUGCUGGAGGGUAUGACGAAGUUUGACGUGAAAAUUAUUGUAAGGAUAAAAGAUGUGAAUGAUAACGCACCGAAGUUUAUUAACGGUGGGCGUCCGAUGGUGACAGCAAUUCCAACUACUGCUUCUUUUGGAUAUGAAGUUAUACGGCUACAGGCGGUUGACGCGGACGCCGGUCUAAACGCGGAGGUGCGCUACCACUUGAUGAACUCGGCGGGGGGGCGGUUCUCGGUGGAGGCGGAGAGCGGGCGCGUGCUGGCGGCGGGCGGGUUCGCGCGCGACGCGGGCCGCGUGCUCGGCUUCGACGUGAAGGCCACCGACCGCCGCGGCGCGGACGACGGCCGCUCCGCCAUUGCCAAUGUCUUCGUAUACGUCCUAGACGAGAGUAAACAGCUCGUCCUUGUCGUCGGAGCGAAACCUACGGAGGUGGAGAAAGAGAUGGCGAACAUCACGCGCCACCUCUCCAACAUGACCGGUUAUGACAUCCGCGUGCGCAGACUUGAAGCUAGUGCGAAGUCUUCAAUGGAUGGACAUGCGACCGACAUGUACGUUUAUGGCAUUGAUCCGUUGUCGAAUGCAAUCAUCGACAUGGAGGUAUUGCAGAAAUCGAUAAUGAAGCGCGAGACGGGCACGAUGUCGGUGGGCGGGUUCAGGGUGCUGGGCGUGGGCGGGCGGGAGGCGCAGAGUGGGGGAGGGGCGAGCGGGAUGCGGCUGCCCAGCUCCGCGCAGCUCGGCCUCGUCGCGCUUGCCGCGCUCGUGCUGCUCGCCGCGAUCGCCGCCGCGCUUUGUAUUCUCUGCAAGACCACCAGGAGAAAACGCCACACACCAUAUUCCCAACAACGUCUUAAUGCUUUCUCCACUGAGCAUUUAAAAAAGUACGGAGGUCUCUUUCCAUCUGGAGGCAAUCAGUGCCAAGAGCUAAAUCAAUCCUUUAGUGAGGCUGACUCCUAUAUCGAUGUUAUUAACCACAGUACAUUGAAGAAAACCUGUCCACACGGUAACACUGUGGAGGAGUUCGGGAAAGCGCAUCAAAAAUGCGUUAAAAGUCAAUUUGGCGAAAGCUCUGAUACAAUUAAUCAAAAGCAUGAGAGAAUGUGCAUCAAAUUCAACCAACGACCAUUACAAUCAAGGAGAGGACAGGACACUUCGAUAACGUCAGUGAAUUCCAGUGGGCAGGAUUCGGGAAUCGCUGAAGCUGUCAGGUGUCCCUGCGGGCAUUCCACUACCCACACUUCAGAGGAGAGCAGCGGUUGCAGCUACGAGGACUCCCUGAAAUCAAAUCACAAUCAAGAAUCACAUCUUAAAUCAUAUCGUCCCGAUCCAGAGCCCCGUUUCCAUCGGCGUGCUUCAUUCGGUCAACAACCACUGGACGUGCGACGAUUCAACUACAGGAGACAGUCUUUCUCUGAAAACCUUCAUAGACAUUUCCCCUCAUUCGAGAGAAUCGGAUCUGGUGGCAGAAUGACCAGACAGAUAUCUUCUCCCAACGUGGCUAGUGUAUCUCAGCCAUAUUUCUUGGCUGCUAAAAAGAAUUUACGAAGAAAAGAAGUAGUAAAGGAACCGGUGGUGGAUUAUGAUCAGAGUGAAGCAGAGGAUCAAUUCGAUACAAGACUGGGUAGAAGACUAAGUGGACAGAACCGUAAGAGAGGAAAUUUUAUGGAAUUAAAUGGACAAACGGCAGUGUUUGUUGCUACUCCUGCCGCAGCGGAGAUUAUGAGGAGACAGGGAAGUGAGAGACUUAUGUUUGCUAGACCUUUAUAG
Parnassius mnemosyne (clouded apollo) is the source of this 5952-nucleotide messenger RNA. The record is from the annotation of a GenBank genome assembly. NCBI's taxonomy places the organism in Eukaryota, Metazoa, Arthropoda, Insecta, Lepidoptera, Papilionidae.